Molecule: messenger RNA, 2646 nt
Organism: Colletotrichum lupini
Lineage: Eukaryota; Fungi; Ascomycota; Sordariomycetes; Glomerellales; Glomerellaceae
Exons: 23
Coding region: 1-2646 (881 amino acids)
Cellular component (GO): cytosol
Molecular function (GO): cytidine deaminase activity; zinc ion binding
Source: RefSeq, a predicted model, not a curated record
AUGGAUACGACUGUUGACUUCAGUCCCUACCGCGCCGAUGGCAAGCUUUAUGGCUUCGUCUGCGUUGUCACAGGAGCCGCUCAGCCUGUUGGACGGGCUAUCAUCGAAGAGCUGGCAGCUCAUGGGGCCGCUUCUAUAUAUGCAUGCGACAAGACGGCCAGUGAUGAGACGUUCAAGCCUCUCGUCACCAAGGUGCACCAAGAGCACCCCAACACCAAGAUUAUUCCCUAUCCAUUCAACGUUGCCAAAGAAGAAGAGACUCUGGUUCUCAUUGACGAGCUUCUCAAUGCCUUUGGGCGCCUCGACAUUUGGGUGUCAUCCGCAGGCCUGCUCGGGCCCCCGUCCAUCAACGAAACGACACCAGCCGACCUCCAGCGGUGUUUCGAGGCACAUUCCAUGGCGCCCUUCUUCGCGCUCAAGUAUGCGCCUCCCGCCAUGGCCAAACUGACGGAGAAGCAAUCGUACCCGAACGCGGCGCCAAAGAGCCAAAAGUACGGCAGCAUCAUCGUCAUCAGCAGCGUGGCAUCGACGUAUGGCGGGUGCUGGGGGCCGUGCUACACGAUGGCGGCCCACGCCGCGCUUGGUGUCGUGAAAGCCGGCGUUGCUGUGCUCAAAGGUUCGGGGGUGAGGAUCAACUGCAUUUCUCCGGGCCAGAUCGACGUUGGCCUAGAUUUGAACGGGGUGAGAGUGCUCUGCUUCCCCAAGCUGAGCAGAACGGUACUGAUCAGUGUUGCCAUACAGGUCGAUAUGAAGGGAAUGAACUCCCAGUUCCCGCCUGCGGUCUUGCAAGGAAAGGAAGCAUCGGAAGCAAGCGUGGGCCUCGAGCGACCAGGUAGCCCUCAAGAAGUAGCUCGAGUAGCCGGAUUCCUAGCUUCGGGCUUCAGCUCCUAUAUCACGGGAGCAAACCUGGUGGUCGACGGCGGCUCUUCUGCCAUGAACCCGCUUACGAUACCCCUCGGCAAGGCUGGUUGCAGAACGGCGAGGCCCCAACUAGGCAGGAAGUUUGGAGGCGGAAACGGACGUCUGCGACGGUUGGGAGAGGACGGGAGGGUUCAUGGCAAACGGCCGGGGGGCGCUUUUGGCACCCGGACCCCCCAUAAAUGGAGCAUGCCAGUAGCUCUCACAGAGGGCGUUCCCACCGAUCAUAGAUUCGUCUCAUACAUCACGUCCGCUUCCUCAUCUCUCAACCUCAUCAUAUCACUCCCUUUCCCACACAUAUCUUUGCUCUCACCUAAGAUCAAUAUGGGCUUCACACCAGAGGUUUUCGAUAUCGCCAAUGAGUCUCAGACGGCCGAGACAGCCAAAAAGUACGGACUUACUCCAGCCGAGGUGACUGAGCUUCACCAAAAGGCAACGGCAGCAAAGGCGACGGCGUACUGCCCUUACAGUCAGUUCCGCGUAGGAGCCACACUAUUGUCUAAAGAUGGACAGUACACAUCUGGAGCAAACGUUGAGAAUGCCUCUUAUCCGGUUGGCACGUGUGCCGAACGAGUAGCCUUUGGCAAGGCCAUCACAGAGGGCAUCCGGGGUUUCAAAGCUGUCGCCGUAGCCACCGAUAUUGAGGCUCCGUGUAGCCCGUGUGGCAUGUGCCGGCAGUUGCGACCCUUGACUGACAUUUCUUUUGUUAGCAUCCGUGAGUUCGUGGACCUGGAAACGCCCAUCCUCAUGUUCAACAAGGACGGAAAGUAUGCAGUCAUGAGACUGGAAGCCCUUCUCCCGCUGUCGUUUGGCCCUGAGUACCUCCCACCACCAGACGUGAGAACCUACGAGCUCAUGCGCUCAUCAGCGAUAAAUCAUUGGCGCAAGCUGGUAUGGGGUGAUUUGGCGUUGAGAUUGGGUAAGGAAAGGGAAAGCAUGCUUGGCCGGGGUGAUGAGGACAAAUAUCAAGCAAUGUCCGGACGUCUUGCGGAUUCAACAAGACUUUACGACGGGUGCAAGCCAACGAUGACUGCGAACACUCUGGCCCAAAUAUUCAUAGCAGACAUACCUUCAAAGAACUAUGCUCUGUACAUGAUCUACCGCCAUGUGGUUGGCAGCGCCUACUCUUACCGCCUUCGCAAUGAGACUCCUCAGAUGUACUGCCAAAGCAGCCCCGUAUUAAUGGACAGGGGCAGUUUCCCCAUCUCACGCCCCCUUGGCAAGGGCCUGAAAGGGGAGGGUGGUUCCCAGGGGUGGUCCCCUCCCCGACACCUCAGACGGUCCUUUGACAGGACGGAGGAGAAAGGGAGGAAGGGAAAGGCCGGAAGGGCCAGGGCAAGGAGGGGAGGGGAGGGAGAUUCUGCUGUCUAUCCCGCACACAACUCGAAACCCUCAUCGGCCGGGCCACAAAAAAUUGUCGUCUGCGCGCCGAUGCACUGCACCGGUGUCUCCGGGUUGCUCAACGAAAAAAACAUCAUGUUCGCCAUGUCGAGUAAUGACUUUGGUGGUGACGGGGUCUUGCAAAUCCCCCACCAAAAUUUUGGCAGCACUGACAUUCAGGUUCUCUCGCUGAGCCUAAGAAUGGCCUCUGCCUCAGGCGCUGAGCACGGACCUACUGGUGCGGAACUUACGCCCUCUAUAGGGGGCCAAAUUUGCGCUUGCUUUCGCCUUCGGGCAUUUGGUCAAUUUGAAACGAUACAGAGAAGAUUAGCAUGGCCCCUGCACUAA